AUGAUCAUUUGGAACAAUGUGGGACCCACUCCAAACCAAAUGCUUGAGAUCAUUAACAAUCUGGACAAGCCAGUUCGCCUUACGAUGACUACAAGUGAGGAACAGAUAGACUUUCUAGAUGUUCGUGUGUACAAGGAGAAUGGCAAAAUAGCCUACACUCUAUUCAAUAAAUCAACUGAUAGGAAUACACUCCUGCAUGCUGAGAGCCACCAUCCAAGACCUCUUAUUAAUUCACUUCCUCAAUCACAGUUUAUGAGGGUAAUUCGUAAUAAUUCUAAUGUGGCAAAUAUAAAGAUUCAGCUACAAACUAUGUGGGACAAAUUCCUUGCACGGGGUUAUAACCCCAGAAGUUUAUCAAAAGCACUGAACAGGUGUUAUGAAACACCAGUACAACGGACAGACACAAGAGAAAGACUGGUCUUUUCUGUAACGUACACCACCAUAUCGGACAACAUUAAACAAUCAGUGGAUCGAAAUUGGAGAAUAUUACAGAAUGGUACCAGUUUACCAUCACAAUUUAAACAACGCCCGAUGAUGUGCUACCGAAGGGAUAGCAAUUUGAGGGAUUUACUGGUUAAAACUGAUCCCACUCAUUGCUAUAGCCAACCAACUACCUACCAGAAUGUGGGGUGUCACAGAUGCUUGGGCUGUGUGACGUGUAGUCAUAUGAUUCCCAGCAAAUCGUUUACUCACCCUCAUACAGGGAAGAAAUAUCUAAUAAGACACAGAAUCACCUGUACAAGUGAUUAUGUCAUCUACAAACUGGGGUGUCCUUGUGGUUUGGUAUAUGUGGGGAAAACUGAGCUACCACUACGUGAAAGAAUUCGGAACCAUCGGUCGAGUAUACUUAUCGCAUACAGGGAUAAAGGAUCAGAACUACCGGUUGCAAAGCACUUUUUGGAAUUCAACCAUCCUCACCCUACAAUUACGUUUUUGGCGAUUGAUCAUAUCCCACAACUGCUGAGGGGUGGUGAUCGCAAGAAGCUCUUACUACGAAGGGAACUAUACUGGAUUAGAACUUUAGACACAGUGCAACCCAGAGGAUUGAAUGAAAAAUAUACCCUGGGGGGUUUUCUAUGAUGAGACAGCAUCUCGGACUGAGGUUGUCAGUAUCUCAGAUUUCAGACGCAAUAUCAAGCUUUAUUAUUUAUUAUUUCUUAAGAGGAGAAAGCAUCUCAGACUGAGGUUGAUAGUAUCUCAGGUCUUUGAUGUAGUAUGUAGUAUUUAGUUUUAUUUUCCAGUAUAGGUGGGGUUAUAUUAGUGCCUUUCUGCCAUUAAAAAUCUAGGGAGAAGAUUGGAAUAUUGGAAGUAUACACUAUUAUUCUUUGAAGGUGUGAAAAGAUUUUUUCGUAUUAGAUAGAUAUCUUGUUCCAUUAUAUAGAGUAGAAAUGGGUAGGGAACAAGGGCAUUUACCUGUGUUGUAUAUAUUGAUAGUUUGCCAAAAAAUACAUAUAUUUAAUAUAAAAAUUAAUUAAAAAGUCGAGUUCUGAAUAGGGUAGAACCAAUAUGGGAUUAAUAUAGGGGUAGAUAAUUGAGCCCAGGAUAUAGGACCCUUUAAAUAUUCUGUCGAAUCCAUAGUGGGAUAUUAAUAUUAAACAAUGACCCAUUUAGUCCUUUAUAUGAGAAAACCGAUAGGGGGCAUUAUUUUCCAUCUCCCAUACAUAUGUAUAUAUGUAUGUGGGUUAAACCUGAACAGGAUUGUCUUAAAUCUGUUUAGAAUACUAGUCUUUAUGCAUAUUUGUGAAAAAUUAUCGUAUUUGAGAUCGGUAUUGUUUAAUUUUUCCAACAAGCUUCCAAAUAUACUGUGUGAUGUACUUAUGUUGUAUAUAUGUUGAGUGGCCCCUAGGGGGCUUUCUUGAGUUUUAGAUUUAGAGUAUUUUUUUACUCUCUCCCGUUCAGUGAAUCCCGCCCGCCCGUUUAGAUUUAGUCGGCACGUCACUAUGGUAACGUAUCAACUUCCGGGUUGCGUUCCACGCUGGAACGCAAAUACAAGCAGCAGAGUUCAGCUGCAAAAGACCUGUCUAAAGGUCAAUUUUACCCUCGUUUUUUCGGGCGUGUAA
Molecule: messenger RNA, 2060 nt
Organism: Pelobates cultripes (western spadefoot toad)
Lineage: Eukaryota; Metazoa; Chordata; Amphibia; Anura; Pelobatidae
Source: the annotation of a GenBank genome assembly